UCCCACCCUACCAAACACACGACAGCAGUCAACAAACAUUGACAGUCACCACAUCAGGGUUGUCACGAGGUAGCAAAUAUAAUAUGAAUGAUACGUUUCUCAAUUUGCAUAGAAAUUCGUAAGCUUACAGAUACGCCGGGGAUCUGAAAGUUAACAGCUUAAUUCAGAAUUCUACCGUACUCUGUAUGCAGUUUUAAAAAGAUAGGAAGAGUAUCAAUCGGAGUCUUUUAGAGGAGGAGGAGGAGUCAUUACACGAGACAAAGCCAUCGAAGGCCACUCAGGAUACUAGUAGGAAUUGAGGAUCAGCGGUGCAGACAACAUCAUGGCUCCAAAUGCGACAUCGUCUUUCAUCAUCCGGUUCUACGACCCGGAAAUUCGUGCACCGGACACAAAGGACCGUGAUCUUGACGAUAUAUUGGAGCAGAGCGAUCAAUGGUUUGAAGCAUGCCAUGACUACGUUCAGAUUCUGUUUCCACUCCCGGAAGAAUCCAUGUUCAACUAUUUCGCUCCAACAAUUGAGCGAGACACUUUUGAUGGGUUUCGCAGUCGCCCCGAGCUACGUGCGGAGAUGAGAAAGGCGUUCACGAGGAUGCUUGCAUUCUAUGGCUUCGAACUACACAUUGCCUCAAGGGCAGAAUCUGGGCCCCAUGAUUCUAUCACAACGAAAGUCACUGAGCAACCUGAUAACACAGCAGACAAUCAGAAGCAUGAAAAGACAGAAGUCGUCUCCGACACCAAAACCAACACCAACGACGAGGAUAUCACGAUCGUGAAGGCCCCGACAUCCGCGCGUCGAUUCCAGAACUGGGUCAUGCGAUUCAACCACAACCAUCUCCGGAUCACGCGCAUACUACGCAGUCUACGAGUACUGGGUCUCACGAAAGAAGCUGACGCAUUCUUCGCGGCCCUGGAAAGCGUACAGGCUGAGCGCGGAAAGUUUAGUGAUACUAGUCUGAAGUACUGGCGCCGCGCUGUCGAGCAACCUCUAUGGGUCGCCCCAGAUGGCGAGAAAAUCGGAUGGCUUCAAGGUCUUGAGGACGAAUCACAAUGAGGCUUCACUACUCGGAAAGGUGUGCUCGGGCUUCGCUGGGUUUUCACAGCUGCAAAGACUAGCCUGGAGCGAAGAAUACGGAGUAGUGGUGAUAGGACGUAGUGUUUAGAUGGUAUAGCAGAGCAGUCUACGGUGGUGAUCAUUACUGCCAGCCUUAUUUGAGGCACGAAAAGAUAUUCGAGGAUUUUGCACCUACCAAAAGAUAUAGAAGGGUAUACACCCCCAUGAAAGAGCCUCAGCAGGCCUAUACUAUCAAAUCUUGACAAAACGCCACAAGCACGUGUGUUUACAUUUGCUCCUGUAGUAAUAUCCUGAGAACGCUAGCUACGCAAAUAAAUAGGGGUAGUCUCGCUAUGUAGCCACAACAGCAACCACAUCCUCCAC
Molecule: messenger RNA, 1435 nt
Organism: Pseudovirgaria hyperparasitica
Lineage: Eukaryota; Fungi; Ascomycota; Dothideomycetes; Acrospermales; Acrospermaceae
Exons: 2
Coding region: 323-1051 (242 amino acids)
Cellular component (GO): membrane
Molecular function (GO): opioid growth factor receptor activity
Source: RefSeq, a predicted model, not a curated record